UAUCUUCUCAGGCCCCUGUGGAUGUUUACUCCAUUACACUAUCACUUUACUGUGUAUUUGUCCAGUACUAAGUUGUAUAGUACAUAACACUAUGAACUAAUUUUGGAUGGCUUCACUUCCAGGUAGUAUGAGAGUAAUAUGCCAAGAUACACAGUGCAUGUGCGGGGAGAGUGGUUAGCAGUGCCUUGCAAAGAUCCUACUAAAACCAUUAGAUGUCUGGGCAAGGAGGCACUGAGGAGGUACAUAAAGAAUAAACCUGAUAAUGGAGGGUUUGAGUCUCUGGAGGAUGUCAAGUUUUACCUUCGGAGAUGUAAAGGUUUGGGCUUAUUGGACCUUGAUGACACAUUAGAAGAUGCAUUGGAGAAUAAUGAGUUUGUUGAAGUUGUUGUAGAAGGAGAUGUGAUGUCACCAGAUUUUAUACCCUCUCAACCAGAAGGUGUUCAUUUAUAUAGCAAAUAUAAGGAGCCAGAACAGUAUAUUAACAUAGAUGGAGAGACUUUGACAACAGUUGAUUUGCUAAACCUAGGAAAAGGACUGUAUAAAAUAAAGCUCACUGCAGAGGCUGAACGCAGAGUUAAGCAGUCCAGGCUUCUCAUAGAGAACAUUGUGCAAGAAAAUAAAGUGGUGUACGGAAUCACUACAGGAUUUGGGAAGUUUGCUCGCACUGUUAUUCCGAUCGGCCAGCUCCGGGAUCUUCAAGUCAAUCUUGUACGGUCUCAUUCAGCAGGAGUUGGAAAGCCUCUAAGUCCUAAUCGUACCCGCAUGCUUUUGGCUUUAAGGAUCAAUGUCUUGGCAAAAGGAUAUAGUGGGAUUUCCCUAGAAACACUUCAACAAGUGAUUGAAGCAUUUAAUGCAUGUUGCUUGCCCUACAUUCCAGAGAAAGGGACUGUUGGAGCUAGUGGAGACCUUGCACCUCUCGCUCAUCUUGCUUUAGGCUUAAUAGGAGAAGGCAAGAUGUGGUCACCCAAAAGUGGCUGGGCUGAUGCUAAAUAUGUUCUUGAGGCUCAUGGACUAAGAGCUGUGUCUUUAAAACCGAAAGAGGGUCUAGCUCUUAUUAAUGGGACCCAGAUGAUCACAUCUCUGGGAUGUGAAGCUGUGGAGAGAGCUGCUGCAAUCGCCAAACAAGCUGACAUUGUUGCUGCCCUCACACUGGAAGUCCUAAAGGGCACUACAAAAGCCUUUGAUUCUGAUAUCCACAAACUACGUCCUCAUCCUGGACAGGUAGAAGUGGCCUUUCGUUUUAGAUCACUCCUGGAUUCUGAUCAUCACCCUUCAGAGAUAGCAGAAAGUCACAGAUUUUGUGAUCGAGUUCAGGAUGCUUACACACUUCGUUGCUGCCCACAGGUACAUGGUGUGGUAAAUGAUACAAUUGACUUUGUGAAGAACAUCAUUGAGACUGAACUUAACAGCGCAACAGACAAUCCUAUGGUUUUUGCAGAAAGAGGGGAAACCAUAUCAGGUGGUAAUUUUCAUGGUGAAUACCCGGCAAAGGCCUUGGACUAUCUCGCCAUUGGGGUCCAUGAACUUGCUGCAAUUAGUGAGAGGAGAAUUGAAAGACUCUGCAAUCCCUCUCUCAGUGAGCUGCCAGCAUUUCUAGUUACAGAAGGAGGCCUAAACUCUGGCUUUAUGAUCGCACAUUGCACAGCUGCUGCCCUAGUUUCUGAAAAUAAAGCUUUGUGCCAUCCAUCCUCUGUGGAUUCCCUCUCAACUAGUGCUGCUACUGAAGAUCAUGUGUCUAUGGGAGGCUGGGCAGCAAGGAAAGCUCUAAGAGUCAUUGAACACGUAGAACAUGUGUUGGCUAUUGAGCUGCUUGCAGCCUGCCAGGGAAUCGAAUUUCUACGCCCUCUUAGAACCACAACUCCAUUGGAGAAAGUCUAUGACCUUGUACGCUCUGUUGUUAGGCCUUGGAUGAAGGACCGUUUCAUGGCUCCAGACAUUGAGGCAGCUCAUAGAUUACUUGUUGACCAGAAGAUUUGGCAAGUGGCAGAACCAUAUAUUGAGAAGUACAGAAUAGAGCAUAUCCCUGAAUCCAGACCAGUGUCUCCUACAGCCUUCUCGGUGGAGUCCAUUACUGUGAUUAGCUCCUGUACACACGACCACCGUGGUCAAAAUGAGUCUUGAGGAAGACUAUGCUUUCUGAAACUUGUAUGCCUUAGUGCAUCAGCAUUACUGAGGCGUUUCUCAUGAUGGUUAAACUCUGUGUUCAAUGUUUGUAACCUAGUAACAAAUUCUAUACUCAAUAUACUGUAUAAAAGCUA
Pseudophryne corroboree (corroboree frog) is the source of this 2258-nucleotide messenger RNA. RefSeq names its product histidine ammonia-lyase (gene HAL). Gene Ontology annotation, cellular component: cytoplasm. The record is from RefSeq and is a predicted model, not a curated record. Gene Ontology annotation, biological process: L-histidine catabolic process. The coding region runs from base 139 to 2121 and encodes 660 amino acids. Lineage: Eukaryota; Metazoa; Chordata; Amphibia; Anura; Myobatrachidae. The transcript has 21 exons. Gene Ontology annotation, molecular function: histidine ammonia-lyase activity.